GGCAAAAACGUCCCCUUUUAACUCUUUCUCGGGGUUUGUGUGUGUGUGCGUGCGUGUGUGUUUGUGUGUGUGUCUGAGUGUGCGUGAGUGCAAGGAAUGAAGACGUCUUUUCGCUAGUCAUUUAUGCUCUGUUGUAUUCAACUCAUUUGUGAGCUCAUAAACCUCGACUGAGGAAGAUUACUUGAGUAAAGGCGCAAAAACCAGCUGUUCCUAAAGAGAGCUGCUAGGUACAUGCAAUUGCGAGGAGAUAAAAUGUACGCUUGCUGCUCUACAGUAACUUUGGAACAGGACCUCAACAAAAAAAUGCAUAUCUGGAUGCUGCAGACGCUAGCGUUUGCUUUAACAUCGCUAGUCCUCUCGUGGGCAGAGAGCAUCGAGUAUUAUGGGGAAAUCUGUGACAACGCGUGUCCUUGCGAGGAGAAGGACAGCAUCCUCACGGUGAGCUGUGAAAACAGAGGGAUCAUCAGCCUCUUCGAGAUCAGCCCCCCACGAUUCCCCGUCUAUCACCUCCUGUUGUCUGGGAACCUGCUGAACCGGCUCUACCCCAACCAGUUUGUCAAUUAUACCGGGGCCUCGAUCUUGCACCUGGGGAGCAACGACAUCCAGGACAUCGAGACGGGGGCCUUCCACGGGCUGCGGGGCUUGAGGAGGCUGCACCUGAACAACAACAAGCUGGAACUUUUGCGGGAUGACACUUUCCUGGGGCUGGAGAGUCUGGAGUACCUGCAAGUCGAUUACAAUUACAUCAGCGUCAUCGAGCCCAAUGCUUUCAGCAAGCUGCAUUUGCUGCAGGUGCUGAUCCUCAACGACAACCUCCUCUCCGGCCUGCCCAACAACCUUUUCCGCUUUGUGCCCUUAACUCACCUGGACUUGAGGGGGAACCGCCUGAAGCUGCUGCCCUACGCGGGCCUCUUGCAGCACAUGGACAAAGUGGUGGAGCUGCAGCUGGAGGAGAACCCCUGGAAUUGCUCUUGCGAGUUGAUCGCGCUCAAGGACUGGCUGGACAGCAUCUCCUACUCGGCUCUAGUGGGAGACGUGGUGUGCGAGACCCCUUUCCGCUUGCACGGCCGGGACCUGGACGAGGUCUCCAAGCAGGAGCUUUGCCCCCGGAGGCUCAUCUCGGAUUACGAGAUGAGGCCGCAGACGCCUCUGAGCACCACGGGCUAUUUCCACACCACCCCGGCCUCGGUCAACUCCGUGGCCACCUCCUCCUCGGCAGUGUACAAGUCCCCCCUGAAGCCCCCCAAGGGCACCCGCCAGCCCAACAAGACCCGGGUGCGCCCCACGUCCCGCCUGCCCGCCAAAGACCUGGGCUACAGCAACUACGGCCCCAGCAUUGCCUACCAGACCAAAUCCCCGGUGCCUUUGGAGUGCCCCACCGCCUGCACCUGCAACCUGCAGAUCUCCGACCUGGGCCUCAACGUCAACUGCCAGGAGAGGAAGAUCGAGAGCAUCUCGGAGCUGCAGCCCAAGCCCUACAACCCCAAGAAGAUGUACCUGACCGAGAACUACAUCGUGGUGGUGCGCAGGGCGGAUUUCCUGGAGGCCACGGGCCUGGACCUGCUGCACCUGGGCAACAACCGCAUCUCCGUCAUCCAGGACCGGGCUUUCGGGGACCUGAGCAACCUGCGCCGGCUCUACCUGAACGGGAACCGCCUGGAGCGGCUGAGCCCGGAGCUCUUCCAGGGCCUACAGAGCCUGCAGUACCUCUUCCUGCAGUACAACGUGAUCCGCGAGAUCGCGCCGGGCACCUUCGCGCCCGUGCCCAACCUGCAGCUGCUCUUCCUCAACAACAACCUCCUGCGGGCGCUGCCCGCCAACCUCUUCUCGGGCCUCAGCCUGUACCGCCUCAGCCUGCGGAGCAACCACUUCGCCGCCCUGCCCGUGAGCGGGGUGCUGGACCAGCUGCGCUCCCUGCUGCAGAUCGACCUGCACGAGAACCCCUGGGAGUGCACGUGCGACGCGCUGGGCAUGAAGCUGUGGCUGGAGCAGCUGGGCAGCGGCGUGCUGGUGGAGCCGGUGCUGUGCGAGGCCCCCAAGCGCUUCGCGCAGAGCGACAUGCGGGGCAUCCGCGCCGAGCUGCUGUGCCCCGACUACUCGGACGUGGUGGUGUCCACCCCGACCCCGUCCUCGGCGCGGGGCCCGGCGCGGCCCACCCCCAGCCCCCCUUCCUCCUCCGCCGCCGCCGCCGCCGCCGGCCGCAGCCCCGCCUACAGCGUCAGCACCAUUGAGCCCCGGCAGGAGCUGCUGCCGCCCGGGCCCGACGCCGAGCGCUUCUACCGGGCCGCGGGGGAGCCCGAGAAGCGCCCGCUGGGCGCCCCCGGCACGGCGCUGCCCGACUACCCCAAGUUCCCCGCCGCCUACACCUACUCCCCCGGCUAUGACCUUAGGCGCCCCCACCCCUACUUGCACCCCGCGCCGGGGGACAGCCGGCUGCGGGAGGCGGUGCUCUACAGCCCCCCGAGUACUGUCUAUGUAGAGCCCAACAGGAACGAGUACCUGGAGCUCAAAGCAAAACUACACGCAGAGCCGGACUACCUCGAAGUGCUGGAGAAACAGACCACGUUCAGCCAGUUCUGAGCAGCCCCCACCCCUUACCCCCAGGCACCUCCUCCUCCUCCUCCUCCUGGAGGGUUUGUAUGUAACCACCUUCCACGUGCACACACACACACAGGCUGAGCCCCU
This is a messenger RNA of Gavialis gangeticus (Gharial), 2685 nucleotides long. It is a transcript of the gene SLITRK5, whose product is annotated as SLIT and NTRK like family member 5. The transcript has 3 exons. Gene Ontology annotation, molecular function: protein binding. Gene Ontology annotation, cellular component: membrane. Bases 232 to 2580 code for a protein of 782 amino acids. Gene Ontology annotation, biological process: axonogenesis; positive regulation of synapse assembly; regulation of presynapse assembly. NCBI's taxonomy places the organism in Eukaryota, Metazoa, Chordata, Crocodylia, Gavialidae. The record is from RefSeq and is a predicted model, not a curated record.